CUCGUUUCUCGUUACAAGUAACGGUUAGGUAAAAAAGAAUAUCGGAUACCGUGGCGUAGGUUUAACUUGUAAAGAGCGAAUUUAAAGUUGUUUAAAUUGAGAAUAGAACUACAUUUUACAUAAUAAAAGGGAAAAGAACUUAAUUGUGAAAGUUAUCGUAAAGGAGUGACAAGAAAAUCCAGACGAGUGGCGCGUCUGUGCAAACGGCUCUCUUUGGUUGCAUGACGUAAUUGUAUUGAUCGCGGAAGAAGAGCCGAAAGUCGCGCAUUCGCCAUCUUGGACGAAUUGUGGAAAAGAAGUUUCUGUGUCUCGCAGGCGCGGUACGCUUGUAAUAAUUGUAAUCCGUGACGAUCCGGACAUUAAUUAAUUUAACUGGGAAUUAACCCUUUUGUGAAUUGCAAACCCAUUUGGACGGACCAAGACAAAGGGUUCGUUCUUUGGGUCUGAUUGGUACUAAAUGGUUGCCUGCAGACAGCAUGUCUACUCUGUCAGGGCUCGUGUCGAAGGGGGAGAAAGGAAAAUCCAAGUUCCAAUCAUUAGACAUCAAUAGCUUGUACCCGCUGAAUAGGGGAGAAUCUUUAGAGCAGCAUCAGCAAAAAAAUACAUUACCACGCAAACAUGGAAUGCAAAGUCUUGGGAAAGUGCCUUCGGCACGACGACCUCCUGCUAAUCUGCCUAGUUUAAAAAGUGAACAUAGCAGCAACGAUCCAGCUGUCAGUCUUGUACCAAGCGGAGGAAGUGGUUGGGCUACCACCAAAGAAUCAACGACUACCACUACUGCUACAACCACUACAGCUGUAACUGCAUCGGAUACAUCUACUUCAAAUUCUUCAACGGCACAAUGUGUAGCGGGAACUGUCGCGACAACAUCACUGCAUCCAUUACUGCCAGGACAACAAAAUACUUCUCCAACAUCAUAUUCUUCCGAUGCAAACAACAAAUCAUCAUGGAGUGCAAUAAUGAGCAGAUCUGGAGAUGGCGCUGUAUCAGGAGGCCAGCAACAAUCGCAACAACAACAACAACAACAACAACAACAGACAACAAAUCGGGAAUUAAAUGCGCAAUACGGACCCGGACCAAGUUUACGACCUCAAACGGAAGGAAGUUGGAUACAAGGUGGAAGUCGCACAGCCAGUGGUCCAGGAAUAGGGGUUGCUGGUCCCGUAAGUGGGAAUUCAGGGGUCCAGGCCCCCCCUUUAAAUAUCACUGGAUCAGGCGGACAUACCGACAUAUCUGGUGGCGGACGACAGAACUUGGUCCAGUCUCCCAACAUGGGCAUGGGCCAGGGAGGCCCUCAUAAUACUUCAAGCAGUCAAAACGCUUUGAAUUCUAGUUCUCAUCAAGUUGGUCCAAAUCUAAAUCACUAUAGAGGACUUAUUCCGCCAUUCAUGUAUAGAGGAAACUUUUCUGGUGGAUUCCCACCACAGUUUCCAACAAACACAAAUUCCGGUGGGCCUAGACCCCGGUUCAAUUACUCAGAACGAUUCCCUCCUCCAGUUGCUCGUCAACAGGAACGCGAACGCAUGCCCGAGGAAGAAAUUAUUACACGGCCAAUAAUUAAAGAAGAAGAUCUUACUCGAAUGGACGAUAUUUCUCGCGAUGCUGGCUGGGCGGCGCACGAUGACAUUGAUUAUAAUCAGAAACUCGCCUUCAGUGACGACGAACCUGAUCUUGAACCAUCGAAAAAAGAUGAAAAAAGGGACAAUAAGGAGGAAAAAACUGAAGAAAUUACAAUAGAAGAUAGGGAGAAGAUUAGAGAAAACCGCGAUAAUCGUGAUUCUCACGAUAAUCGAGAAUCAAAAGAAUCUCGGGAUCAGCCAACUCAUCGUCCAUGGACUCAGAGUUCUUUGCCCCGCGAUUAUCGUGGGUCCAACGGGUCUGGUAGUUAUAGCGGUCAGUCACAACUGCAUUCGGUGCAUUCUUUGAGAGGGGUAGAAGAUGACGAAACGUGGACCGAGAGACGCAGACUGAAAGUUGUCGAGGUCGCGUCUGCCGUUGAGCGCGCUCGACAACGCAAAGAGGAGGAAGAAAAACGAUAUCAGGAAUUAACUAGACAAGCGGCAGCUAAGAAAUUGCAAGAUUUAGAACAAAAAUUGAAAGAAAAACAAGCUAGUGAAUCGAAAGGCUUGAUAAGCGUACCACCGGUGCCGAUUCCGGUUCCCGAAUGGGAACGAGAAAGGGAAAAUAGAGAACGAGAAACCAGAGAACGUGAACGGUCUGAAGGAAAAGAUGAAAAAUCGUUGAACCGCGAAUCGCGCGAAACUAGGGACGGUCCAAAAGAUUGUAGAGAUUCCCGUGACCAGCUAAUGUCAGAUUUCCGGCAAGGCGACCGACAAGGUUUUACGAGACAAGAUAGCGUUCGCAACGAGCGUGAAAGAGAACGAGAACGUGAGCGUGAGCGUGAGCGAGAACGAGAUCGCGAUCGUGAUCAAAGAGAUACAAGGGAUCGCGAACUACACGCCUCGUUCUCUCGACACUUUCAAAACAAUUUACCACCACGAUUCCAAAAACAACAAGCGGAAAGAAGCAGUGCUGGCUUUAAUCGAAUUUCUCCCAGUACCGAAAGAUCAUCUACCCAACCUGUUCCAUUCUCCCAGCAAUACGAUCCUGGUAGAUGGGUUCAUAGUCACAGUUCUUUAAUAGACAGCAAUUUGAAGUCAACACACGGGGCUCCCUCGCAACGUCGGAGUAGAACAGAUUCAGAUAUCUCCACUUCAAUGGACGAUGAUCGACCUCCAUCCCGUGAUUACCGUGGUUCUCUACUUCGAGACGAUCGAUAUCGUCAUUCCUCGCAUCGACCAUAUGAGACACGCAAAACAGCCGGUUACUAUGAUGAAUAUGGCCGCAACUCCAGAGAUCACGAGUACGAUGAUAGACAUUCUCGUGAUUCCUGGGAGCGCGAGAGAUAUUUCGACGAUAAUAAGGAUCGAGAUUCAAAGGACAGUAUAGAAUCAAGAGAUAUUAGAGAAACUCGAGAUAUUCGUGAUAAUCGUAUGAAUAGGGACAAUCGAGAUGCAAGAGAACCUCGAGAAAGAGAUAACAAGGAUAAGAAGGACUAUGAUAACUAUUUGAAGGAGGAUACCUUUGACGAUCGUGAUCGUGAUCGUGAUCGAGACCGUGAACGCGAGCGUGAUCGUGAACGCGAACGUGAUCGCGAUCGCGAUCGCGAUCGUGAACGUGAGCGAGAACGUGAGCGAGAACGUGAACGUGAGCGUGAGCGUGAACGUGAGCGUGAACGUGAGCGUGAGCGUGAGCGUGAUCAAAGAGAAAGAUCGGAGAGUACGGAGUGGCGUGCAGAGCGUAUCAUUCAAGAUAGAAUGAUCGAUAAUCGUCGAGAUACGCAAAGAGAAGAACGGAUGGAACGCAACGAACGUCCACAAAGACCAGAUUCUCGCGAUAGCCGCACUUCUCGGGAAUCAAAGACAUCGUUACGUGAUGACGAUUCACACAAAUUGCGGGACUGCAGUUCUUGGGUGAACGAAGUUGCCGAUUACGAAGAAAGCAAACGUGAUACGUAUCACGAAGACAUCAGAGAAAAAGAGAGAGAAAGGGAGCGGGAGAGAAGACAGCCACUUGGGCCUGUAACUAAAGAAAGGAUCGAGGCAGAUGAAUUGAAAGGUGAAAAACGUAACCUUACUCAAUUAAAACGGGCGAGUUCGAAUCAAGAUAAAAAGGAUCAGACGAAAGAACCUUCGACAGAGACGAAGAAAGAAACAGCGGAUGUUUGGGGCAGAAAGGUCGAACGGAUUAAUGAAAGCAAUCGAGUAAUCGAAAGAGGUGAUAAUUCUCCGAAAGCGUGGGCAGAUGCUGUUUCGCCGACGUUCGAGAAAGAAGAAGAGAAAGCAGUGGAACCUAUUAAGAGCGAUAAAGACACGGAGAACUUGAAACAGAGUUUCGAUAAGUUAAAUCUAGAGAAAAGAGAAGAGGCUGUGAAUGAGGAUGUUACGGCAGAACAACAACAGAUGAAGGAAGACAAACGGGAGAAAAAUAUCCGGAACAGAACGAGUAGCGGUGGAUCGAACUCACGGGUUCGCGAUUCGCGGGGUGGACGCCAAUGGGGUGGCACUUAUAGCGUGUACACUCGAGGUUGGCGCGGUCCAGAAUCGAGGGGUCGAAGGGGUGGGUCUAGAGCCGCCGUUAGACCAGCUUCAGCUAGAAGUGGUUCCUACGGACAUACCGAUUCGGAAAAUAGUGCCGACGAGGUGUCCGGUUCUACCGAAUCUGGCAAGGAAGAAAAAAAAUCGGCCAGAUCGCCGAAGCCGACACAUCAGAAGCAAGAGAAGGAAGAACGCAAUCGUGAAGUGGUGGUGUCUGCUGGUCGAGAUGAAAAACGAGCCGACUAUUCUCAAUCACAGCGCAGUGAGAAACGAAGUUACGAUAGUAAAGCGAGCCGCGGCGAAGGUUUUGCUCCUUCGGGAGAACCGUCUCGUCGUGGUCGGGGCGGUUACCGAAUGCGAAGCGCAACCACUACCGGCAGUCGCAUGGAAGGAUAUGGACCGCCAUCCAAUAAAAGUCCUUUCUCCUCUGAACGCAGUAUCGACGAGAAACAAAAUGCUGCGCGACAAAAUCCUCCAACACCUACUCCGGAGAAGGAGAUAAAUUCUCUCGUAAUCUCGCAAAUCGAAUCUACCGAUGAUAAAAUUAUAGCGAAGCAACAAGCACUUACCGCCGGAAUAACUGGAAAACGUGCCAAAUCACCAAAUCAACAACUGCAACAGUCUCAGCAGACGCAGCAAUCUUGUAACAAACAAGAUGCUGGUCAUACGAGCAACAGCGGUCUCUCUCAAAAAGUACAAGUAACGAGAAAAGAAGAAUCACGUUCAAAAAGAACUGGCAGUGGAAGUAGAAGGGGUAGAGACAGUCGUGAGUUGCGUUACCGUGGCAACGGUAGCAAUGUAUCGAAGCAGACGUCUUCAGACGUAGGAAACGAAGAUUGGGAAACCACGUCUGAGAACAGCGAAGAACACGUGGAGGACCAUAAAGAAUCUCGUAACAGUCGUAAUAAACAAUUUUCUUCGCGUGCAAGCACGGGUAGCAAUCAAACUAGCGUGGUAUCGAACGUACAUUCACGUAGAAGCGAACAAAUGGGAAGCAGCCGUGAGCAGCGUGAGAAAAACGUAAAGUCUUCCAAUACUGCGUCCCGUGCUCCAGGCGCGGAAAAACGAAAUCUGCAAAAUUCGGGUUUUGCCAAUCAGAAAAGUCAUUCUAGUAGCAUUCCGCCGUUAAUACAAACGGCUCAAGUACAAAAUGGAAGAUCAAGAAAUCAAACUGCUGGAAAUAAUUCAGUAGCUUUAAGUAAAUUAAGUACAAAGGAUAGUACGGUGAAUCGUUUGGAUGAAAUAAAGCUCAGCGAUCCUAAUUUAGUUAGUCAAGCUAUUAAUGACAUCAACAAAAAGUCCCAGGGAAAAGAAAAAAAGGCGACGAUCGACUGCGAAGUGGAAACGAACAAUUGCGCGGAGGAUGGAUCCAAUGUUAUCGAAGAUAAAGUCGAUUCGGAUGGUUUUCAGGAGGUUCGUUCGAAGAAAAACGUAAAGGAAUCUAGACAUGGGCAGAAGGAAGAAACGAAACCGGUAAAGCGCGAAAAAGAGAAAGAGAGGGACCGAGAGCGUGACCGUUCCAAAUCGAAAGCAAACGGUGGUUCGCAACAAACGGUUUCUUUGCAGCAACAAGUUCAAAAUAUACCUCCUUUGCUUGGUCAAGCCAUUCCACAACCUGCAAAUAUGUUGCAAAAAUCGUUCGAUAGAACUCCUAGAAAUAAUAAGCAGCUUGCUCCUAGAUUCCAAAAACAACGUUUAGCGAAACAGCAGCAGCAACAACAACAGCAGCAGCAGCAGCAGCAAAUGUGUACAUCUGAACCAAGCGACUUGAACAAAAUCAACAAUUCAAACAAUUACGGUAAGGAUUCGUCGAACGGUCCUGCGCCUCCACCAUCGGUGAACGCUUGGGAUAAACCGUUUACAACGAGUCAGUUGCGAUCCAAUUCUCCGUCGGCCGUUCCCACUGACAUUCAGUUGAUGCCCGGUUUAUCUUCGCAAAAUGAUCAUGGUCACGGUCACGUUCAUUGUCACGAAGGUAACGAGCAAACAAAUUCUGGCAGCAGUAGCCAACGAAAUUCACCGAACGGCGAAAAAGGUAGUGGCAAAAGUUUGAAAGAUCAGCUGGUAGAAAAAACCUCAGUCUCCGAUGUUUCUUCACCGCCUGUGCAAACAUUAAUUUUCGAGAAUACAAAUUAUUCGAAAACUACCAAGGCUGGCCCUUCUGAUUUAGCAGUAAAGACUAAAUUUCCGAACCACAUCAAAGCUCAACAGCAACGCGUUGAAAAACGCGCCGAUUUGGAAGAAGAAGGUAAUACAGCAACCGUAAUGCAACAACAACAACAGCAGCAGCAGCAGCAGCAGCAGCAGCAGCAGAGUCUUCCUGUGGCAUUCUCAAAUAAACCAAAUGAUUUGAUAAAAGAUAAGAAUCAAGAACCAAUUCAGAUGCCGCUUUCAUUUAAUAAAAACGAAGAUAACGCAGAUAUGAAAUUGGACUUCACAUUCGAUUCGGAUCUCUCACAAUUGACCGAAGACAAGAGCAAAAGCUUGGGAAUGAACCGAUCAAUGCACAUGGCUACCGGUCAGAAUACCAUUUCACCCUCUACAGCAGAACUUAAUUUAAAGAUUGCAUCGGUAAAGAAAGUAUGGGAAAACGCACCUCCUAUGCCAACCGUGGUCGAGCACGAGGAUGGCAAUGUCGUCAGUACCGCUAAUACUUUUCCUCAAGCGUUUGAAAGUACAGACGUUGAUGAUAGUUACAGCCCUCAUCAACAGUACAAUCAAAAUAACAUGAAAAAUGAAAUAACUACUUCUACGAACGUGUGCAAGCUGGUUCCCCCGCAGGUGAAGCCGCAGCAACAGUCUUCGGGAAGCAGCAGUGGCCAGUCUGGUUCGACCGUUCCAGGACCAAGUCCUAUCGGAGCAGGUCAAAGUCCUAUCGGACAUCCUCCCGUCAGUCUUCAAGGACCAUUGAGCCCGCCACCGUUCAACUCUACCGGCCAACCCUCUCAUAUCAAUUAUCAGGAAUUCCCUCAAUACCCUGGUUCGCAAGCUGCUCAAUACGGGAGCAUGUCUGCCAUACCUUCUCCACCGGCCGUGUUAUUUAACACUGGUUCUGGUCAACUUCCAGCCCAAGCAGGGGGUCUUUAUGGAGCAUUUCAGCUAGAUCAGAGCCGUUCUCCUUUCACGCAGUAUCCGCCGUAUGCGCCGUCUCUUCAAAAUUCAUUUAGCCAACAAAACGUUUACUUACAACAACCACCUCCGCCACAUGCACCGAAUGCACCCACACCAGAUAUGUAUCAAAGCAAUCUGUCACAAUACCGCAUCACUGCAGCUGCUGCUCCACCGUUCGGGCAAAACCAACAGCUCAGUAACAAUCCAAAUACGGUUCUUAUUAGUUCUUCGUCAAAUUCUUUAAUGUCGGCCAGCGUGAAGCCAUCCUCCCAACCUAUUGGCGCUAUUGGAACCAAGGGUCCACAUUUUCAAGCACCGUCUGCUCCUCAACCAAAUCCAUUAACGUACAUACCAUAUGAUCCGAAUCAAGUACUCGGCGUGAGUGGCAGUUACAUGGGCAAUUCCCAAUUGGUGCAGAGACCUGGUCCGAACGUACAAGCCUCGGCCAAUAGUUAUUAUAGCGCAACUUCGGCUGACGUAUUUCCCGGAUCGCAAACAGGUUUUUAUCAACCGGGGGGUGCCACCCAACAGACCGGUACUCAUUAUGGAUUGCAAGGAUUUGGCCAGCACAGCCAAAGUCUGGCAACUGGCAGCGCUACUCCCGUUGGACUUCAAAACUUCAGCUCAGGCUUUUUAUCUAGUUCCGGUUUACAGAUCGCUGCGGCUGCAGCUCAGCAAUUUCGCAAUCCCACAGGAGGACUUCCUGGACCAGCAAACGCAGGUCCCACUUUUCUUAGCAAACAUCAACCACAGGAACAACCUAGGCAAUUAAAGAGUCCAUCAGGAAAUCAACAAGAUGUCCUUGCAUCAGUUUUCAGUUCUACACCGCAAAUACCAUCCCCUAAAUCGAGAAACUGUAAGCAGCAGUCUUCAUCUCAACAACCGCAGCCUAGUCCAACGCAACAUCACAAAUAUCAGCAGUAUCAAGGCGUUAAUCAGUCGACUCUGAGGGAAGGAUUAGCAGUAGCCAAAUUAUUACAGGUUUUACAACAAAAUGUACGUAGCAUGGGUAUGCCACCACGCGCUGGUAUUCAACCGUCGCAACAACGAUAUCCGCCGCCCAUUCAAAGACCAGUCGUUCCAUUUACACCAGUCCCCAAUCCGAACAAUCCUACGCAGCAGCAGCAGCAGCAGCAGCAGCAACAACCUAAUUGCAUACCGUCGCAGCAGCAACAACAACAACAAGCUCAAAUUAACCGUCACAGACCAAAUCUGCAUCAGCAGCAGCAACAACAACAACGCAACAUGAAGAUGCAACAACAAUAUUACUCUACGCAAGGAAACGUCAAAAUGGACACGAAUGAAAAAACAGAUUCACACAAUGAUAAAAUAAACGAUGGUAGCUCAAGUGCUCAACAAGGAGGCGCUAAAGCAAACGUAAAUUCCCAAGACAAUGACAAUAAGGAAGAAGUGAAUCAACAAAACGAGUGAAUUGUGAAAAAGAACAUUCGUUCUCUAUCAUUUGAAAGAAAAGAAAAAGAAAAAAAAAUAACUUACGAUCAUACAUAAUGGUACCACGUUGAUCGAAAGGUAAAUGAUAAUGAUAACUUGUCAUACGCAUGGAGUAAAUUGUACUCCGAUCGAUAUUGUAUUUGUCGAUUUAAAGCGGCUUGCGAGCUUAGAAUUCAUAAUUAAUAACUUGGCCAUCAGUCUAGUUAGAAUAAUUUAAUCGAGGUGCAUUGAAGAAAAGAAAAGAUACAGAUGGUAUUAUUGUUAUACACGGUAAUGCUUCUCCGAAUUAACAAUCACGAACGUUGCGUUUCAUGAAUUCUCAACAAACAAAUCGCUUUUGUCGAACAUUCCCUUUUGCGUGUUCGAGGAAAUAUUGCGAAUCGUAAAACGGCGAUAAGUGCCGAGAAAUACUGUAGAACAAAUGCCCGAAAGAAACUAAUUUUAAUCUAUAUAUCGAUAUCGCAUCGAAGAUGGUUUUACCUUUGAACAAAUCCCUGUGGAUCAUUUCUCUCAACAACUGCUAGGGGACUAUAACACAUUAUUCAGUACGAGAAAAAAAAAGAGGUCGAAUGAUUGUAGAACUGUGACGCGCACAACUCAUUCUCAUUCGAUGUCGAUCGAUUACCCUAACCAAUUAAUUACAUUAUCGACUACGAAGAUAAGGAAUCUGCACAAGAAUUAUGUUUCUGUAUGUGGACACGACGGCGGUCUGUGGUAUACGUUACUGUAAAAGUCAGAUUUUCGUGAAACGUAGUUCGACAAAGAUAUUGCACGACCGUUGCUACAAUUUGUAAAGCACCGUUACAAUGGAGAAGAAAAAAGAAAAAAACAGAACUCGAUAAAGAAGACUGUUGUGUAUAUCGAAAUUGCAAAAAACAAAAAUAUACAUGCGAUGGUCGUAUAGAUCUGCAUGACGUUGUCCCUAAUACAAUGUGACAAGCAAAAAAAAGUUCGUGUACAUUAAUCGUUUAUUCAUAUACUGUGAGGUCAUGACGAAGCUUGUGAAAAAUAAAUAGUGCAACAAUUGUUUAUAGUACUGAAUAUAUUAUCAUGACCUAGCCACUCUCAAAAAGAGUAUCAGUGAUUAGGGAUGUAAUAAUACAAGGAGUGUCGCUUGCAGAAAAACGAAACGCGCUCGAUUUUUUCGUGUGUAGUAAUUAUUCCGCUAGGACGCAGCCACUGUCUGUCGCAACGUACAUGUCGUAGAAAAUGAAUUGUAUAUUCUCUGCUUUUGUUGCGGUUCCACGCAUUAUUACGAUUAUUAUAAUUAUUAUUAUUAUUAUCAUUCUAUUUUAAUUCUAUUCUAUUUUAUUUUAUUUUAUUCGUAGUACUAUCUUCAUCAUUACCAUCGUCAUUGUUUCUAUUGUAUUACUAUACUGCAACAUAUAAUAUAUUAUCAUCAUCGCCGUCGUUGUUACUACUGCCGCUGCUGCUAUUAUUACUUAUUACCACAACCACCAUCAUUACCAUUAUUACUGCACAGAAUCAUUACCAAGAUUAUUACUACAAUUACUAUGGCAGUCACCGUCGACGCUGUCAUUGUUAUUAUUAUCAUUGUCAUCGUCAUCCUCAUCCUCAUCGUCAUUAUUGUCAUGAUCAGCGUCAC
Molecule: messenger RNA, 10266 nt
Organism: Habropoda laboriosa
Lineage: Eukaryota; Metazoa; Arthropoda; Insecta; Hymenoptera; Apidae
Gene: nocte
Product: protein PRRC2C-like
Exons: 19
Coding region: 477-8639 (2720 amino acids)
Biological process (GO): cell differentiation
Source: RefSeq, a predicted model, not a curated record